Molecule: messenger RNA, 1393 nt
Organism: Hippopotamus amphibius kiboko
Lineage: Eukaryota; Metazoa; Chordata; Mammalia; Artiodactyla; Hippopotamidae
Product: ras association domain-containing protein 3-like
Exons: 1
Coding region: 172-612 (146 amino acids)
Biological process (GO): signal transduction
Cellular component (GO): cytoplasm
Source: RefSeq, a predicted model, not a curated record
CUUCUUCUUCAGCGCCAGGACCUCCUUCUUCAGGAGAGCGCCCCAGGGCAAGCCCCGCGCCGGCGGGCAAGCGGUGGAGAAAGAGAAGGAAACCCACAAUUACCUCAGCGGUAAGAGGAAAUCAAAGAGAAAGUUCAUAAAUACAACGCAGCUGUCACAGACACGUUGAAGAUGACCUUGAAUUCAAACGGGAUUUACACCGGCUUCAUUGACGUUCAGAUGGAACUCUGCAAACCUUCACAGACUUCUGGAAAGCUCGCUCCCAGCAGCAAUGGCUGUAUGAACACCCUCCAUGUCAGCAGCACCAACACCGUCGGGGAAAGGAUCGAGGCCCUGCUCAGGAAGUUUCUCGUGGCCGAGGGCCCCACCAAGUUUGCACGUUAUAAGCGCUGUCACAGGGAAGAUCAGGUCUGUGCCUGCAAGCUCGCAGGCCGGGAACAUCCACUCUACCUGCGUUUGGUGGCAGCGCCCAGGACAGACACACUUCGUUUUGUUCCUCGUGAACAUGAAAUUGGAGAGUGGGGAGCCUGCAGCCUGCUGGAGCUACAGAAUUUCUUGCGGAUCUUGGGAAAGGAAGAAGAUGAGCAGCUGCAGAACCUGAAGGAGCGCUAGGCAGCCUACAGACACAAGCUGGAAGAAGCCCCCAGCGCGGGGUGCAAACCCGGGUAAAGCCUGGGGCUCCCUGCCCCUCGGGGACGGCGCGGGACCUGCGUGCAAACCAGCAGCCAGUGUCUCUCUUGUCGGAGGGCGGUUUUCUUGCCCCAUGAUGCUAGGGCCUUUCCCCUUGAAAAAUCUCUAGAUCUAGUUCCCCAGACCCGUCACGCAGCAUCCUGAACCUUGGGCGCCUCUGUCAGGGAUUCUGCAAGCUUGUUCUGUUAGGCUCUGCGGCCUUACCUCUUGGCAAGCUGUGAACCUGUAGUCUCCUCUGGAGCAUUCUAGAGUGCUUUGAAGCAUGGAUGCUGGUUUGUUGUUGUUGUUAUUUUUCUUAUUUUCUUUUAGUUUUUUAAGUAUGUGAUGAUGAUGUUAAGCUUAAGCUUGUGCAAAUGAUUUUUUAAAAGCUUAACGAGGAAUCUAUCCGAGUGCUUAUGUUGAAACGGCCUGUCUGUUAUUGUGGGGUUUUUUUGUUUUUGUUUUUGUUUGUUUGAUGUCAGAGGAAAGGAUCCAUGUGAAUUGAAGGACAUAGGAAGCCAGGAACUGUAAGGAAUUGGUGAAGGAUUUUGGAGGAGUCUGACAAAGUAAAGAGCAAGCUUGGAAGAAAGCAGGGGUGGAGGUGGAGAGCCCCAAGGGGAGGUGGUUUGGGUACGUGGAUGGGAGAGGAGGAGGUGAAUUUGCAUGUAAAUGAAUUAAAAGUUUUCUGUUUAGAGACAUUAAAUCCAUUGUCAUAUUGCUUGAU